AUUACUGAGACAGUAACCAAAUCUUUUAUAGAUCUUGAACUACAAAGAAGGCACCUCUAAAAGAUCAGCACUGCACAGAAAGAUACCAUGUUCUAGAAGUGUCGAAUACCUCUGGUCAAAGUCUAACGAGGAUGACUGGAAACAGCCACCCUGAGGAAUACAGGAUUUCGGCGCUUGUCUUCUACAGCUUCAUUUUCACAAUUGGCUUAUUCGUUAAUGUCACUGCCCUCUGGGUCUUCAGCUGCACCACCAAGAAGAGGACAACUAUAACCAUCUACAUGAUGAAUGUUGCACUGCUUGAUUUAAUAGCUAUAUUUUCUAUGCCUUUUCGGAUGCUUUACUAUGACAAAGGCUUUUGGUUCUUGGGAGACACUUUUUGCCGGGUUCUCAGUGCUCUCACCGUGUUCUACCCGAGCAUUGCUCUGUGGCUGCUGGCUUUCAUAAGUUUUGACAGAUAUCUGGCUGUUGUGCAGCCUAAAUAUGCCAAAGAACUUAAGAAUACAACCAAAGCUCUGAUAGUGUCCCUAGGCCUCUGGCUGACAACCAUAGCGACAACUUCUCCAUUACUGUUCCUAAAUGCUGAUCCAGAUGAAGCCACAAACCACACCAGUUGCAUUAAGAUGAUGGAUAUUAUCUACCUAAGCGAAGCCAACGCAUUAAAUUUUUCCCGCCUGGUGUUUUUUUCCUUGAUUCCCUUGUUUAUCAUGAUUGGCUGCUACCUGACCAUCAUUUACAGCCUCGUUCAUGGAAGAACUUCCAAGCUGAAACCGAAGGCUAAAGAGAGGUCGAUCAGAAUUAUUGUCACAUUGAUUGUCCAAGUCCUUGUAUGUUUUGUGCCUUUUCACAUUUGCUUUGCGCUCCUGAUGCUGCGAGCUGGACACAUAAACUACAACCCAUGGGGAGCAUUUACCACCUAUCUCAUGAACCUCAGCACAUGCCUAGAUGUAAUCCUGUACUACCUUGUCUCUAAGCAAUUUCAAGCUCGAGUGAUCAGCGUUAUGCUUUAUCGGAAUUAUCUUCGAAGUGUACGAAGGAAAAGUUUGCGAUCCGGAAGCAUGCGGUCACUAAAUAACAUCAACAGUGAGAUGAUAUAAAAAGGAAGGGGGAAAUGUAAAAAUACAGUUGAAGGAGUUUGGAUCAUCAAAGAGAGGAGAGCAUGGCAAAACUCAGAACAAUUUUUUAAAAAAACAUUCAAAUUGCUGUGUUAUGUUAGCAAAAAAGAGAAGGAAAUUGUUUUUCUAACCCAUUUGUUUUUCCCCGAUAAAAAAGAUUACCCUAUGUCUAAAUGCAUUGAGUUUUCUAUUAAUUAAUUCCAU
Sphaerodactylus townsendi is the source of this 1316-nucleotide messenger RNA. It is a transcript of the gene GPR18, whose product is annotated as G protein-coupled receptor 18. The transcript is spliced from 2 exons. Bases 132 to 1094 code for a protein of 320 amino acids. Gene Ontology annotation, cellular component: membrane. Gene Ontology annotation, molecular function: G protein-coupled receptor activity. The record is from RefSeq and is a predicted model, not a curated record. Lineage: Eukaryota; Metazoa; Chordata; Lepidosauria; Squamata; Sphaerodactylidae. Gene Ontology annotation, biological process: phospholipase C-activating G protein-coupled receptor signaling pathway; positive regulation of Rho protein signal transduction.